AUGGAACAGACCCUGCAACGUAAUUCAAAGCUUGCAGAACCAUUGGCGGAAGAUCUGGAAGAACGGGUGCUAUCGAUGAGCUUAGAGGAGGGAAGUGACAGCUCUGGGACCAAUUCCAAUGCAGGUCACAACGUUGAAGUGCCCGAGAAUACACAUAGCUCUAGCCAACUGUUGGAUAGGCAAACUCCGGAUGGAAAUGAGCUUGAAGAUUACGAGAGCAGAGACGAGAGCAACCUCAAAAAUCUAAGUGUACCGACAUUGAAGGAACAGAUGACUCCAUGGCGACAGAAUAACAGAGCCACUGCAAAUACCGAUGGAAGCCCAAUUGAAAGGAUGGAUAAGGAAAGAGGUGGUUUUCCUUUCUUAGGGAUGGACAAAUUUAGUAUCAAGCAAACUGUUAGUGACAAAGAUUUAUCCAUUCUGCAGCAUCAGCUGAGAAGUUCCAAACUCAGGAUAUCUUCCCUGGAAGAGAUUGUGAAGGGGUUGAACACUGGAGAAUUUAAUAUGACACUCUUUGAUGCUCUUAGAAAACAAGAAGCACGACAUGAAAUUGACGUUCUUAAGACCAAUCUGAGCAAGAAACAAUCUGAGAUUAGUGAGCUGGAAAAGCAAUUAGAACUCUCCAAGGAAGAGUGUCAAAAGUUACGGCAGGAUAAUUUGGAUACCGUUGAGAUGGCUGAAGAACAGCUGAAAAAUUGGGAUGAAGUAUCACACAAGGUGGAUUUUUUAAUAGCUGAUAUACUGCAUAAUGGUAGUCAUUUUACAGAGCAGGAAGCCCAAGAGUUGAAUGCCGCGAAGGAGCUCGGCCAUGAAUUAAUAAUACCUAAAUUGAACGCUCUAGGAAAGGUUAUUCACCAGUCACUGCCUCAAGAGGAUGUUAUAGCCAACAGCACUCAACUGGACGCCAAAAAUUAUAUUACAUCAGACGAACAAAUUGGAUCACAGAUGGAAAUUGAAAUAGAACAAUUACACAAAGGAUACGAGGGAUUUAUCAGAGUUAUCAGCACUAACUUGGAUAAGUCGGCAAUUUUAGAAGAUGAAUUAAAGCUGCAAUUAGAUAGACAGCAACAGCUCAUCGAUAAGAUAUACGCAGAAACAAGUAUUGAAACGAAGAGGGACAAAUCUCAUAUCAGUAACGUGAAAAGUUUACAGGAACUGAUAUCAACGUUGCAAAGAACGAUCAGAGAAAAAGACCAAGAGAUUGCCAUGUCAGAAACUAAGUAUCAACAGAGCGAGGGCGCAAAGAAACUAAAGUUACAGAAUGCCAAAUUGAAUAAGGAGUUAGUCGAUCUGAAGAACCUCGAAGAAACAAACCAGGCCAGAUGGGAAGAGCUUGUUACACAAUUAGAGGACGAACUGAGAGACUGUAAUGCCGCGAACAGUAAACUUGCAGACAUUAUUAAGAGGAUGUCGCAAGAUAUUUCCGGUUUGCAGCAAGCCAACGAAAGAUUGACCAACGAAACUACGGACAGAAUUGAGCAGGCAAAGGAAAUUCAAAAGCUAGCCAUAGAAAAUGAGUCGUUACGGAGUGAAAUUCGCAAACUAGAACUACCAAGGAAAACGUUUACCCAGCAAAGAGAUUUGGAGUUCCACAAUUUCCGACAAAGUCUUCUAUUGCAUCUUACGAACGUCUUCGAGGUCUUGAAAAGAGUCAUCAAAAGACAGUCUAUUGACCAAUCGAUGAAAAAGAUCAGCACGAUUCAACAAUUUGAGGGCAUCUCGAACUUAAGGAACGUCCAAUCGAAAUUUGAAUCUCUCUACAACUUCAUCGAAACGGCGCUCGAUGCAGUGGUAGAAUCCUAUAUGAAUUUGGUGCUAGACAGAUCAGAUGAGUCAUCGUACUCACGCCAAAACGAUGAAAGUGAUUCGUCCGAUUACCAAUUACGAGUAAAGGAGCUGCAGAGAAAGUGGCUGGCCGAACGAGAGCGCAGAAAACUAGAUUCUAACGCAGCAGAGUUGAGAAUACAGAAUUUAGAGACAGAAGCGGAGCUUUUGAGGAACCAAUUGAACGGCAGUCACCGCUCUUCUCGGUAG
This is a messenger RNA of Huiozyma naganishii CBS 8797, 2034 nucleotides long. RefSeq names its product gamma-tubulin complex subunit SPC72 (gene SPC72). Lineage: Eukaryota; Fungi; Ascomycota; Saccharomycetes; Saccharomycetales; Saccharomycetaceae. The record is from RefSeq and is a predicted model, not a curated record. The transcript has a single exon. Bases 1 to 2034 code for a protein of 677 amino acids.